GCGAGGCAAUGCGCACAGAAAGCCACGAGUAACAGUCGUUUGCGAGUCGCUCAAAACGUGUAUUAUUUUCUAACACCAUUAUAAUUUUUGUCUUCGGGCUAAUUUGUUAGUCGACCGUAUUUGGCGUUUUCAUAACAUUUUUACGUUAUUACCUGAUCGUCGGAGAGGCGUGCGUUUUAACAGGUACCUAAUUUUACACAAAAUAACUGUGUACUAUUUGGUACUUCCGCGGACGACGUGAUACGCUGGAAAAAUCGAUAGCACAGCGCUACGUAAAAUGGUGAGCAGCGGCUGCAGUGGCAGUGCCGGUGGCAACGGCAACGGCAACAAUAAUAACAACAACAACAAUAACAACAACAAUAACAAUAAUAAUGUCAAUGACAUAAACGUCAACAACAACGACGGCAUGCACGAUGGCUGUUCGGCUGAUUCGCUGGACGUGCACACCUCCGAGGACCAACGGUACAAGCCGCUGUUGGAGGCCAUCAAAGCCGGCGAUUACGACGAGUUCGAGUUUGCCGUAGACAAGUGUGGAGGUGAGGCACUGAGCUUCCGAGACGAAUGGGGCUACACGCCGGCCCAUUGGGCCGCGCUCUACGGCAACGCCGAGGUGCUCAGGUACCUGGUGGCCAGGGGCGUGACCGUGGACAUGUCGUGCUACGGGAUCCAGGGUUCCAAGCCAGUGCACUGGGCAUGCCGCAAAGGUCACACAGCCGCCGUUCAAGUGCUGUUGCAGGCUGGAGUAAAUCCAAACGUAUCAGACUUCAAAGGCCUUACACCCUUAAUGACCGCAAGUAUGUUUGGAAAAACAUCCACGGCGAGUUUCCUAUUAGGUAUGGGUGCUCUACACCAUCUGACCGACAUAAAUGGUGACACGGCAUUACACUGGGCCUCGUAUAAAGGUCACCCAGAACUGAUAAGGUUGUUAUUGUACUCUGGAGCAGAUCUGACAAAAGCUGACAAUUUCGGCUCGACGCCGCUACAUUUGGCUGCCCUUUCCGGAAAUGCAAAAUGCGUUGAAAUACUUUGUCAGAACAGUCAAAUAUCAUUACAACCUAGGGAUAAAAACGGCAAAACUCCGUUAGGCCUAGCUGUGAACCACAGGUACGAGGACAUCGCAGGGUUGUUGAAUAAAGAGAUUAAGAAGAGAAAGAAGUGGAUAGUACCUCUUCACAAAGCGUUAAAUGCAAUUUUUGGAAGUUCAGCGUACUCGAAAGGUCCUUUGCUGCUAUUUUUGUGUUCUUUCCUGAUUUGGUGGUAUCCUCUUUAUAUAUAUAGAGUAGUACCUGUUACGUGGAACUUGACGAGAGGUUGUCACUAUACGUAUAUAGCCUGGAAUAUAUUCAUGUGGAUAUGUUGGUUUAUAACAAAACAAUCAGAUCCUGGAUUUUUACCAAUCGAUUCAGGCAGUUACAUUCAAACCAUUAGACAAUUACCGUUUUAUCCGUGUGACAUGGGUACCAAAAGAGAUAUUCUGUCAAGACUUUGUCACACAUGUCGCUGCGUAAGACCCUUGCGAGCUAAACACUGCCGACUAUGCAACAGAUGUGUUCAACAUUUUGACCACCACUGUCAAUUUGUUAUCAAUUGCAUCGGCCUUAGCAACAGAUCGUGGUUUUUCUGGUUUGUCAUAAGUCUAGCCAUGAAUUGUUCGUACGUAAUUUAUUUGGUGUGUUGCACGAUCGAUGUAGAAGGAUUCAACGUUUUUUACGUCCUAGCGUUAUUGCAAGCAUUUGCGUUUGGUGUUUUGAGUUGGGCCUUAACUGCAACAAUCUGUAUCAACGCAUUGAUGAAUUUAACCAGAAAUGAGAUGAUCAACCAUAAAAAGUACACUUACCUAAAAAACAGCAGAGGAAAAUACUACAAUCCAUUCUCCAGAGGCAUCGUGAUCAACGUUUUGGAAUUUUUCGGGUGUACACAAAACAGAACGAAUUAUGAAGGCGAUAGAUAUAAUUGUUACGAUUGAGGAGGGGGGACAAAAUAUACGAGAAAAUUUUGUAGGUACUUAUAAAAUAUCUACUUAAACUGCCAUCAUUUUAAAAGUGAUUACUAAAAAACGAAUCAAAGUACGUCUAUAAUAAAUAAUAAGAUCCGAUCAUUUUUAAUAAUAUUAUUCUGCCUCUUCAAAUUCUACACAUUUAUUGUCAUAUGAAAUAAUUAUUUUAAAAAAACCGUCUUUAAUCGUAAUAUUUUAAUAAUACUAUAUUUUAGAUUCUAUUUAAAUGUAACUAUGCAGAUUUCACUUUAGUGCAUUCGAAAUAAAGAUUAGGUGUUUACUAUUAUUGAAAUGUUUAUUUUGCUACGUCAGAUCACUUAACGUGAAUAUUUUUUACUCACAUUUUUCAUAUAAAUGA
Messenger RNA from Melanaphis sacchari, 2354 nucleotides. RefSeq names its product probable protein S-acyltransferase 23. The record is from RefSeq and is a predicted model, not a curated record. NCBI's taxonomy places the organism in Eukaryota, Metazoa, Arthropoda, Insecta, Hemiptera, Aphididae. Gene Ontology annotation, molecular function: protein binding; palmitoyltransferase activity. Gene Ontology annotation, biological process: protein palmitoylation. Bases 278 to 1966 code for a protein of 562 amino acids. The transcript has 8 exons. Gene Ontology annotation, cellular component: Golgi membrane.